AGCUCUAGGUCCCCGACUCGCUGCUUGCGCCCACGACAUCGCACGACGACGUACGACAUUACUCGGGGUGGCGUCGAACAGAAAACGUUUUACCCCUUGCUCUCUCCUGCAUCCUCGGCCAUACUCUGUCGUGGAAUAGCCCCGUGGCACACUCUCGACCACGUGGAGUGCACACUGUGAACUACGUAGCAGCCGUUGAGUAGAAACGGUUCCCCCCCCGCGAAAAUGGCUGGCGAUGCGGCUGCAGACCACCAAUCAGACCCGCAGCCCGCCAACAGCCCAGAUGCCACAGACGUCCAAGAAGACUAUCUACAGCCAGGCCCUGAGCCAUCAGACGAUGGCUUCAGCGAUGCGGGCUACGGCGACAGCUCAGAUAGAAGUUCGCUGACCUCUGUGUCAUCACACUUGCUACGCGGUGUAUCAGAAAAUGGACGAACAUACGCCGCAUACGGCAAGGAAGAGUAUGGCAUGCCGAUGGACGAGCGCGAGAUGGAUCGCAUUGACAUGUCACAUGCCAAGUACUACAUGCUGCUCGACAAGAAGCGCUUCCUGGCGCCGAUACCUGAAGACACGCAGAGGAUCCUCGACCUGGGCACGGGCACGGGGAUCUGGUGUAUCGACGUGGCCGACGAGUAUCCCGCCGCCGAAGUAAUCGGCGUCGACAUCGCCCCGAUCCAGCCGCAAUGGGUGCCGCCAAACUGCCACUUCGAACUCGACGACAUCGAGGCAGACUGGACAUGGCGCGCCCAAUCCUUCGACUUCAUCCACCAACGCGACCUCCUCUUCGCCAUCCACGAUUUCCCCAAACUCAUCCGCCAGUCCUACCACCACCUCAAGCCCGGCGGCUGGAUCGAGUUCCAGUCCAUCCACGGCGUGCUCGGCUGCGACGACGACUCGCUCCCGCCCGACAGCCACUUCCGCCGGUAUGACAGCCUGAUCCGCGCCGCUGCCCGGCACGUCAAGACCCCGCUCGAGGACCCGGCCAUGUUCAAGCGGUGGAUGGAGGAGGCCGGGUUCGAGGCGGUGGUCGAGCGCCGGUUCAAGAUCCCGAGUAACCCCUGGCCCAAGGACGGGAAGUAUAAGCUGAUUGGCAUGUUCGAGAUGGAGAACUUUCUCAACGGGCUGGAGGGCAUGAGUCUGCGGCUGUUUCAGAAGGGUCUGGGCUGGAGUGCCCAGGAGACGAGUGUGUUUCUGGCCGGCGUGCGCAAGGAGAUUCAGAACUUGCGCUAUCACCCGUACUACCCCUUUUAUGUCGUCUACGGCCGCAAACCACUAAAUGCAUCAUGAUCAUGACGAUAUCGCUGAGGAUGACGAUGAAUGAAUAAACGAAGCAAGCAGCGCAUCGCAGCGCAUCCGGCGUUAAUUAGUGGAAUAAGCGGCUU
This is a messenger RNA of Pseudovirgaria hyperparasitica, 1382 nucleotides long. RefSeq names its product S-adenosyl-L-methionine-dependent methyltransferase. Bases 226 to 1287 code for a protein of 353 amino acids. Lineage: Eukaryota; Fungi; Ascomycota; Dothideomycetes; Acrospermales; Acrospermaceae. The transcript is spliced from 5 exons. Gene Ontology annotation, molecular function: methyltransferase activity. The record is from RefSeq and is a predicted model, not a curated record.